This is a messenger RNA of Stomoxys calcitrans (stable fly), 1033 nucleotides long. Its product is annotated as JNK1/MAPK8-associated membrane protein. Gene Ontology annotation, cellular component: membrane. Gene Ontology annotation, biological process: response to unfolded protein. The transcript is spliced from 5 exons. The record is from RefSeq and is a predicted model, not a curated record. Gene Ontology annotation, molecular function: ubiquitin protein ligase binding. NCBI's taxonomy places the organism in Eukaryota, Metazoa, Arthropoda, Insecta, Diptera, Muscidae. The coding region runs from base 76 to 984 and encodes 302 amino acids.
UCAACAACAAUCAGCUGUUGGUAAACAAUACUGUUUUGCUAAAAAAAAUGGAAAAGUGCUAGGUAUUAAGGGUCAAUGAUUAUGUCGUCCCUCUUGGAACGUUGUCCUGGACAAUAUUGUGGUCGUAUUCAACUGGAAAAUGGCUGGAGCGAUUGCGGACCCUGCCCGCGCGGCUAUCGAGUUAAUGAAAGUUAUGCAUGUACACGAUGUGAAGAUGAGUUAGACUCGUAUUCAUGGUUUUACUUGGGAUUUAUGGCAAUGCUGCCUCUAAUGAUGCAUUGUUUCUUUAUUGAUUUAGAUGCCAAGGACAGAAAAUUUUCUCGUAAACAAUUGAUCUUAACCGCCUGUGCAUUGAUUGAAGUUACCAUUUCGGCUAUUGUAUGCAUCUUGCUGGUGGAACCUUUGGGGGAAUUUCGUUUAUUUUCGUGUCCAGUUCGCAAAUUUUCGGACUGGUAUACACUUUUCUACAAUCCCACACCGAAUUACGAAAAAUCGUUACAUUGUACCCAGGAAGCUGUAUAUCCAUUGCAAACCAUUGUUUUGGUUUUCUACUUUCUUUGUUUUGUUGCAAUGUUCGUUACACGUCCCAUGGUCAAUACAUUGCUGGAGGUGAGAGGUAAAGCACCAAUCUAUGCUGCACUUUACUUUUUGCCCUUGUUAGUUUUUAUUCAUGCCCUGGCCUGUGGUCUUAUAUAUUAUGCUUUCCCAUAUAUGAGUAUAGCCAUAUCUAUGAUUUCGAAUGCUAUACACUACUCCAUGAAAUUGGAUCAAUCGUUUAAAGCGUUGGUUAAGUCUUCUUUAAUGGAAAUAAAAAAUUUUGUUAUCAUAUGCAUUCAAUGGCUUCUUUUAGCAUAUGGUAUUAUAGCCCUAGGACACCAUUACGCACUUCUCUUUUUGGUGCCUUUUCCUUCAAUAUUUUAUAUAUUUACCGUACGUUUCACAGAUCCAGCCGAGUUUAGAGAGGUUGAGUCGCGAGCUAAUUAAAACUGAAAAAUCAAACAAAAACUGAGACACAGGAGAAAAAAAAAACAAC